ACAUCGGGUCGUGUUUAUAAUUAUUCGACGAACCUGCAAAGGGUUUCGGUGGAUGUCUACUCGUUUUUGACAAGAACUUUCUUUGAAAACGAGGUAAAACUGAUGACCACAAAAGACAACAGUUUAAGGAGGAAAAGGACAGCAUGAGCGAUCCAGAAACACCCAGAAUGAAUCAUGAAGAUGCAGAGGAUCACACAGACCAGAUGGAGGUGAAUGAGCAAAGAGAAGACCUGAAUGAAGAGAAAGACAAACAAAGAACCAAAACAACACAUCUGCACAGCUGUCGUCAGUGUGGAAAGAGUUUCAGAAGAAAAGCCAACCUGAACAUGCACAGAAAGACUCACGCUGGAGAGAAACCGUACACCUGUACUGAAUGUGGAAAGAGUUUCUCACGGCUGGACAGUUAUAAACAGCACCAGAAAACACAUGAAGACAAGAGAGAUCAUGAAUGUUUGCAGUGUGGGAAGAGCUUUACUAGAGCUGGAGGUCUGAAACGGCAUCAAAUGAUUCACACUGGAGAAAAACCUUACAAGUGCUCAUAUUGUGAGAAGAGUUUCAGUCGUUCGGGACACUUGAGAGUACAUGAGCGAAUUCACACUGGAGAGAAGCCGUUUACCUGUACUCAGUGUGGUCAUGAUUUUAGAUUAUCAUCAGAUUUAAAACAACACAUGAGAAUUCACACAAAUGAGAAGCCUUAUGCAUGUCUGUUCUGUGAAAAGAGAUUUUCACGUCUGGGUCAUUGUAAACAGCACCAGAAAACACACACUGACGAGAGAGAUCAUGUGUGUUCGGAGUGUGGGAAGAGCUUUAUAAGAGUCGACCAUCUGAAAAUUCACCAGAGGAUUCACACUGGAGAAAAACCUCACAAGUGCUCAUACUGUGAGAAGAGUUUCUGUCGGUCUUCACAUCUAAAAAGACACGAAGGAAUUCACACUGGAGAGCAGCGGUAUUGCUGUCCUCCAUGUCAGAAGAGUUUCAGAAGGUUAGAAAAUCUUCUCAAUCAUAUGAAGAAAUGUAAGUCGUCUCGUCACAUAAACUAGUUUUCGUGUCAAAUUCAUUCAACAACAUUGACUGAGAUGAGGAAAAGGUUGAAACGAUCUGAGAACUGCAGUGAAAACUUUGUGUUGUUGUUGUUGUCUGAUUAACGACAAUUUUUGUGAUUUAUUUACUUGUUUUUAUUUUAUUGUGUUCAGAUUUUUCAUGCCUUGCCUUGAUAGCAUGCUUAUGGAAUAAUACAAUUUUAUAUUAAAGCUUCACAUUAUGGUUCUCUUUUGAUUUUGAUUUGUUUUUUUUUUUGCAUUUGAUUUUGUAUUAUUACAUUUUAUAUCAAAGAUUUUAUAUUUGCAUAUUUUUCGAACUUCUGAAUUGAAUGUAAUUAUGCAUCAAAAUGAAAUGACUAUGGGCUGUUCAUUAAAAUAUUUAGUGAUGUUGAUU
Molecule: messenger RNA, 1434 nt
Organism: Danio rerio (zebrafish)
Lineage: Eukaryota; Metazoa; Chordata; Actinopteri; Cypriniformes; Danionidae
Product: zgc:165514
Biological process (GO): regulation of transcription by RNA polymerase II; positive regulation of DNA-templated transcription
Cellular component (GO): nucleus; chromosome
Molecular function (GO): sequence-specific DNA binding
Source: RefSeq, marked validated